Euleptes europaea (tarantolino) is the source of this 1251-nucleotide messenger RNA. RefSeq names its product abhydrolase domain containing 8 (gene ABHD8). The transcript has 4 exons. Bases 1 to 1251 code for a protein of 416 amino acids. Lineage: Eukaryota; Metazoa; Chordata; Lepidosauria; Squamata; Sphaerodactylidae. The record is from RefSeq and is a predicted model, not a curated record. Gene Ontology annotation, molecular function: catalytic activity.
AUGUUGACCAGCAUCACCGAGGGGCUGCUUUGUUGCCUGAUGGGCAAAACGUCCAAUGCGGUGGGGCCUCUGGAAAGCGUCGAGACGAGCGAUGGCUACAGCUUUGUCGAAGUGAAGCCCGGCCGGGUCCUGCGCGUGAAGCACAUAGCUCCCGCCCGCCCGCCGGGGACCGAGGAACUCCCAAAGGAAUCCGGAGCGGUGCACUGCAAACGGCGAAUCACGGUCUACCGCAACGGGCAGAUGGUCAUCGAGAACCUGGGCGACACAGUCCGCUCGGACCUCCUCCACUGCCAGAACGGCUCUGAGCCCAACAGCACUGUGGAAGUGGAUGUCUCGGACCCAAACACCCCAGCCCCACCCUCGGCCAACCCCUCCGCCACGGCAAUCAAGCGCCGCCGGCGCAAGCCGAAGAAGACGAUCAACAUUGACUGCUCCAAGUACAUUACCAGUUGCAAAGGGACCCACGCCGACGUGGCCCUCUUUUUCAUCCACGGCGUGGGAGGCUCCCUGGACAUCUGGAAGGAGCAGCUGGACUUCUUCUCCAAGCUGGGGUACGAGGUCGUGGCGCCCGAUCUUGCUGGCCACGGCUCCAGCUCGGCCCCCCAGAUUGCCGCCGCCUACACUUUCUACGCCCUGGCGGAAGACUUGCGCAGCGUGUUCAAGCGCUACGCCAAGAAGAGAAACAUCCUCAUUGGACACUCGUAUGGGGUCUCCUUUUGCACCUUCCUGGCCCACGAGUACCCCGACCUGGUUCACAAGGUCAUCAUGAUCAACGGUGGGGGGCCGACGGCUUUGGAGCCCAGCCUCUGCUCCAUCUUCAACAUGCCAACCUGCAUCCUCCGCUGCCUCACGCCGUGUCUGGCCUGGAGCUUUCUCAAGGCCGGCUUUGCCCGCCAAGGCGCCAAGGAGAAGCAGCUGCUGAAGGAAGGGAAUGCCUUCAACGUCUCGUCCUUCGUCCUGAGAGCCAUGAUGAGCGGGCAGUACUGGCCCGAGGGAGAUGAGGUCUACCACGCCGAGCUAACCGUGCCGGUGCUGCUGGUGCACGGCAUGCACGAUAAGUUCGUCCCCAUUGAGGAGGAUCAGCGGAUGGCCGAGAUCCUCUUAAUUGCGUUCCUGAAGGUGAUCGAGGAGGGCAGCCACAUGGUCAUGAUGGAAUGUCCAGAGACGGUCAACACGCUCUUGCACGAAUUCCUACUCUGGGAGCCAGAACCGAUUCCGGCAGAGGACGGGCAAAAAACGGCGGAGAAAUAA